Messenger RNA from Brassica napus (rape), 2397 nucleotides. RefSeq lists its product as uncharacterized. Gene Ontology annotation, molecular function: RNA-DNA hybrid ribonuclease activity; nucleic acid binding. NCBI's taxonomy places the organism in Eukaryota, Viridiplantae, Streptophyta, Magnoliopsida, Brassicales, Brassicaceae. The transcript is spliced from 2 exons. Gene Ontology annotation, biological process: DNA integration. The record is from RefSeq and is a predicted model, not a curated record. Bases 1 to 2397 code for a protein of 798 amino acids.
AUGGAGGUAUACAUCGAUGACAUGCUCGUAAAGUCUCUUGACGAGCACGACCACGUCUCCGAUUUGGAGGAGUUCUUUGCAAGACUUAACGCCCACAACAUGAAACUGAACCCUACAAAGUGUAGAUUCGCGGUGGCAUCAGGAGAAUUUCUCGGGUACCUAGUCACGUGUCAUGGGAUCGAAGCCAAUCGUAAGCAGAUAAACGCGUUAAUAGAGAUGGUCUCGCUAAAGACGAAACGGGAAGUCCAAAGGCUAACCGGAAGAGUCGCGGCCUUGAACCGUUUCAUCUCGCGCUCGACGGAUAAGUGUCUUCCUUUCUACGACACUUUGAAAGGGAAUAAGAAGUUCGAAUGGUCGGAGGAAUGUGAGAAAGAUUUCCAACAGCUAAAACGUUACCUGGCCACUACUCCCGUCCUCGCAAAACCAGUGGAGGGAGAACCCUUGUUCGUGUACAUCGCAGUCUCCACAACAGUGGUAAGCGGCGUUUUGAUUAGAGAGGAACGCGGUGAGCAAAAACCAAUCUUCUACAUAAGCAAAACGUUACUGGACGCUGAGACCCGGUAUCCCCUGAUGGAGAAACUAGCAUUCGCAGUUGUGACAUCGGCAAGGAAACUCCGGCCGUACUUUCAGUUGCAUACCAUAAUAAUCCUCACCACCUUCCCCCUGCGAACGAUCUUGCACAGUCCGAGUCAGUCAGGACAACUCGCAAAAUGGGCAAUCAAACUAAGCGAGUACGACGUGGAGUACCACCCAAGAACCUGCCCAAAAUCUCAAGUACUAGCGGACUUCUUGGUAGAAUUGCCCACGGGGGAUAUGACAAACACGGAACCGGACUCAACCUGGAUCCUUCACGUCGACGGAUCAUCGUCCAAACAAGGAUCCAGGAUCGGAAUCCGGCUCUCCGACCGGCGAAGUCUAGGAACGACUGUUCCUAGACUUCGCCGGUCGAACAACGAGGCCGAACAUGAAGCACUCGUCGCAAGAUUACAAUUAGCCCAUGGGCUUAAGAUCCGCAACAUUCACGCGUACUAUGACUCUCAGUUGGUCGCAAAUCAGUACAGUGGAGAAUACGAAACAAGGGACGAAAGAAUGGAUGCAUAUCUAAAACUCAUCCAAGACCUCUCCCGAGACUUUAACCACUUCGCCCUCACUAGGAUUCCUCGCUCGGAAAACACUCAGGCGGAUGCCUUGGCCACACUCGCAUCAAGUUCGGAUUCUGGACAAAGACGAGUAAUCCCCGUCGAGUUCAUCGAACACCUAAGCAUCGGACCACCAGUGGUCGCCAAUCUGAUUCGAGCACAAAUCGAAAAUGCGGAUGAAGUCGAAGACCCACCAGAAGAAAACGUGGAUCAGUCGGAAUACAGCUGCGACAGCCCAUGGCUAGAGCCAAUCCGAGAAUACAUAAUCAACGGAACGCUUCCCACUGAGAAAUGGGCAGCCCGCAAAAUCAAGACCCAGGCCGCGCGAUAUGUAACGGUCGAAGGAGAAAUCUACAAAUGGAGAUUCUCCGGCCCACUCAUGACCUGCGCCGAAGGCGAAAAAGCAAGAAGAGUAAUGGAGGAGGUUCAUUCCGGAUCAUGUGGGAAACACUCCGGCGGAAGAUCUCUCGCCGUAAAAAUAAAACGCCAUGGUUAUUACUGGCCAACUAUGAUCAAAGACUGCGAGAAGUUCGCACGGAAGUGCGAAAAAUGCCAAAAGCACGCGCCGACAAUCCAUCAACCCGCGGAAGUCCUCUCGUCCAUCUCGUCUCCGUAUCCCUUCAUGCGAUGGUCCAUGGAUAUCGUCGGGCCAUUACAUGACUCGAAGCAGAAACGCUUCCUUCUGGUCCUCACGGAUUUCUUCUCAAAACACGGGGUCCCUUACGAAAUCGUGAGAGACAACGGAUCUCAGUUCAUCUCUACCCGAUUCGAAGCAUUCUGCGAGAAGUGGAAGAUACGACUGACCAACUCGACUCCCAGAUAUCCACAGUGCAAUGGCCAGGCAGAGACCAUCCACAAAACCGUCCUCGACGGGUUAAAAAAGCGCUUAGAACGGUCGCAUCGUACGACCCCGAGACGGGCUACGGGUGAAACACCAUUCGCCCUCAUUUACGGAACAGAAUGUAUGAUCCCCGCAGAAGUAGAAUUUCCCGGAGUACGGAGAAGAUUCCUCCCCGAACGAGAAGAUCUUAACAGCGCGAUGCUGCUGGACGAACUCGACCUUAUUAACGAGCGGCGAGAUCAAGCUCUCAUACGAAUGCAAAAUUACCAGCCCGCCGCCGCAAAAUACUACAACUCAAACGUUCGCAAUCGCAGGUUCAAAGAAGGCGACCUGGUCCUUCGCAAAGUCUUCCAAAACACUGCCAAACGUACGCAGGAAAACUGGGAGCAAACUGGGAAGGUCCACACAAGGUCAUAA